AUGUCGCUCCACUUCAUAUUUAUCUAUCUAUCUAUCUAUCUAUCAUCUAUCUAUCUAUCUAUAAAUCUAUCUAAAAUUUUUCUUCUAUCUAUCUAUCUAUCUAUCUAUCUAUUAUUAUUAUUUCCUUGGUUAAAAUUAGUAUUAGUAUUCCCUUAUUAUUUUUAUUUUUUCUUCUUUAUCCUCAUCUUCUUCAUUUUUACUUCUCCAUCCUAUUCACCAUCAUCUUCUUCUUCCCAUUAUUAUUAUUAUUAUUAUUAUUCCUUAUUCUUUCUGCCUUUUUUCUUUCUUUAUCCUCAUCUUCUUCAUUUUUUUCUACUUAUUCCAUCCUAUUCACUCAUCUUCUUCUUCUUCCCAGAUUAUUAUUAUUAUUAUUAUUAUUAUUAUUAUUAUUAUUAUUAUUAUUCCCCUUCUGCCUUUUCCUCCUUAUUUAUCCUCAUCUUCUUCAUUUUCUACUUCUCCAUCCUAUUCGCCACAUCUUCUUCUUCCCAUUAUUAUUAUUAUUAUUAUUAUUAUUAUUAUUAUUCCCCUCUGCCUUUUCCUUCUUCUAUAUCCUCAUCUACAUUAUUUUUACUUCUUCAUCCUAUUCACCAUCAUUUUUUUCUUCUCUUCUUCUUCUGA
Messenger RNA from Acanthosepion pharaonis, 618 nucleotides. NCBI's taxonomy places the organism in Eukaryota, Metazoa, Mollusca, Cephalopoda, Sepiida, Sepiidae. The record is from the annotation of a GenBank genome assembly.